Messenger RNA from Drosophila miranda, 2521 nucleotides. RefSeq names its product eukaryotic translation initiation factor 4 gamma. Lineage: Eukaryota; Metazoa; Arthropoda; Insecta; Diptera; Drosophilidae. The record is from RefSeq and is a predicted model, not a curated record. The transcript has 3 exons. Bases 1 to 2466 code for a protein of 821 amino acids.
AUGGAAGUAAUGGACCUGGAACCCCAGGCUCCGGUUCCGGCUCAGACCGUCACCGAGUCGCCCGUGAUGGUGGAGCAGUCCACCGAGUCCCCCAUAGCGGAUAUGGCCCUAAUUGAGGAUGCCCCCAUGGCGCCAAAGAGCCCCACGGAGAAGCCACCAGUGGUUAUGGAGGCCAUGGAGCACCCCAAGGCCGAGGAGAAAGCCGACCCUCAGCCCCACACCGUUGCCGAUUUCAUCAUCCACCCACUGAUCGCCUUCAAGCCCCGCCAGGCGGCUCUCGACGAGCUGCAAGGUAAACAGGCAAAUGCCGGCUCCGGCCCCACCCCCGCCUCGCCGGGCACUUGGCUGUUCGGCAUGAAUCCCGCCCAAGGCCUGGGCUCCUCCUUCUCAACGCUGGCUGGCUCCGUGUCCGGCUGGUUCAACGAUCGCCUGGCCGCCGCCGGCCAGCAGCUUCCUGGUCUCGUCGACACACCCGUGAGGGAGUCCACUACCACAACUAGCACCACCACGACGACGCAGCGUCCGGACAUUGUGGUCCGUGUCCAGCAGCGCCCGCAGAGGGGACAGCGUCCAGCGAAGGGCAACAGCAACCGCAACGGAAACGGAAACGGCAAUGGCAAUGGCAAUGGCAACGGCAAUCGUCGUCGCCAGCGUCCCAACCGCUUCAACGAUCGCCCCAACAACAGCAACAACAAUCGGUUGGACGACUCCUUCGAGGAUGAUGACUACUACGACGAGGAUGACUACUUCCAGGGUAACCGCUUCGACGAGGAAUUCGAUGACGAGGAGGCCGAUGAUCUGGCUCUGAACGACGAGGAGUCCCUGGAGCAAUUCGAGGACGAUGACGAGCAGUCCGUGGAGCAGCAGCAGCAGCAGAAGCCCCGCCCCCAGCAGAAGCCGCGCCGCAAGCAGCAGGCCCAGCAGGCUAGCUCCCAACGCAAGAAGGUCACCACCCAGCAGGAGGCAGUGGCUCCUGCCCCAACAAAGCGUCGCCAACAGGUGAACCAAAACAAGCCCCAGCAGCACCAGGACGACGAUGACGAUGAGGAUGUCGAGGAUGAUGAUGACGAGGAAGAGAACGAGAGUGUGGACGAUGAUAGCGAUGAGCAGUUUGCGGCUCAGGCGCCAGAGCCGACCUUCUUCGGGCAGUCGGGAACGCGUCGCUCUCAGAACCAGCCCAACUUCAUCCAGCGCGGCCAGCAGAGCCUGAUCAGUCAGAUCCGGCAGUUCACCCGUGGCCAGAGCGCCGCCGAGCUGGGUACCAAUCUCCGCCGCACCUCCCAGUCGGGAUCCGGGUCCUCCAGCUCUCUGAAGGCGCGUCGUCCCCAGCAGACCACACUCCUCGUCAAUCGCAAUGGACAGACCCUUUAUGUGGCCCCCGAACUGCUGAACCUCGGCCCCGCCUACCCCUACGCCUACGUGCCCAGCCAAACCAAGAAGCAGCAGCGCCACCCCGUAGGACCCUACCCCCAGCCCCCGCUCACCGUGCCCAUUCGUAGGCAGGGACGACCCACGCAGUACAUCACCAUCCCCUGGAGUCAGCUUGGUCUGUCUCCGCCCGAGCAACAGUCGAUGGUCUCCCUGGCCGAGGGCAUCCAGGCCCAGCCCCUGAUCCUCAACAUUCCCCAGAGCGCCAUCAACCCGGUGCGUGGAUCAGGAUCCGCCACCCAGCAGCAGCAGCAGCAGAAGAAGAAAAAGCGUCCCCAGCUGACGGCCUCGGCGGUGCCCCUGCUGGCCGAAGCCUCGCUGAUGGACAUCUUCCAGCCACCCCAGAUCCCGCCCUCCCGCACCGACUCGACCAACAAGCCCAACUCCGCCCAGCCCGUCCUCAUUGCCGCCAAGCCCGUGAAAGCAGGCGGCUCUGGAGCCGCUCUCCUGCCCACCCGGAUCCGCCCAGGUACAAUCGUUGAGAAGGCUCCCGCCGUCGAGGCCAUGGCCAGCGAGAUGCAGCCGAUGGACAAGCCCAGCGAAAUGAAGGAGAAGGAGAUGAAACCGAUGCCGAUGGGCGUCUCCACUGAGGUGCCCCAGGCCAACCAGGAUCAGGAAUUCAUCCUCGUCGGCGAUGACGAUGAGCCGGGACUGUCGCGCCAUGUUCAGCCCGCCUACGGAGAUGCCCGCUAUGUGUCCUACGGCGACUUCCAUCCCUACUUCGAUCUCCUCCACCAGAACCGUCGUUUUGCCCUGCGCAAGAGCGGACGAUCUCUGGAACCCCAGACCGAAGAGAAGCUGAUGGAGGAUCAGGCUGCCAAAGAGCAGCCUGCCAAGGAGGAGCAGAUCAAGGAGGAGCCAAUAAAGGAGGAGCCGACCAAGGAGGCUACCAAGGAGGAGCCAAUCAAGGAGCAAGACCAGCCUCCAAAGAAGGAGCAAGAACAACCUCCAAAGGAAGAACAAAUAGUGCAGAAGAUAGAAGAGCAGCUCCCAAAGGAGGAACAGAAAAAUGCCGCAUCCGAUAAGGUCUCCGAAUAAUUUUAGAGUUACGAGAAACGAAAAGACCGAAGAAUGAAUGAAGAAAUGAAUAAUG